Molecule: messenger RNA, 2937 nt
Organism: Micropterus dolomieu (smallmouth bass)
Lineage: Eukaryota; Metazoa; Chordata; Actinopteri; Centrarchiformes; Centrarchidae
Gene: sh3bp1
Product: SH3-domain binding protein 1
Exons: 18
Coding region: 193-2349 (718 amino acids)
Biological process (GO): regulation of Rac protein signal transduction; signal transduction; positive regulation of GTPase activity
Cellular component (GO): cytoplasm; intracellular anatomical structure; cytosol
Molecular function (GO): GTPase activator activity; protein binding
Source: RefSeq, a predicted model, not a curated record
ACGACCCAAACACGCACACAUAAACACACAAAACAACAACCACAGAGGCAGAGGCGGCCAGUCUGUACCAUCGCUCCCUGAUGAAAUAACACAGCUGGGCACUGUGUGGACGUUUUUGGAGCAGGAUACCUUGUGGGGCUCAGCAAGACUGAGAAGGUCAGACAGAAAAGCUGCUUAGACUUCUCUGCCAGCAUGCUCCGGCAGUCUCUCAGCCUCCUGAAACAGUUUGGCUCUGCGGCAAAGUCACACGAUGCCACUGAACUUCUACAUGAGGACCUGGUUUUGGUGGAGCAGCGGGUGGAACCAGCCAAGAAGGCGGCUCAGGUCCUUUACAAGAAGCUGCAGGGCUGCAUGCAGAGUCAGCAGGGGCUGGAGGCUGAAAAACGAAUGAAAAAGCUCCCUCUGAUGCUGCUGUCCAUCAGCAUGGCGGAGAGCCUCAAGGAUUUUGACGCAGAAUCCUCUAUCAGGAGGGUGUUGGAGAUGUGCUGCUUCAUGGAGAAGAUGCUGGCGAGCAUGCUGGCAGACUUUGAGAUGAAAGUUGAGAAGGCAGUUCUGGAGCCACUCAACAAGCUCAGUGAGGAUGAUUUACCAGAGAUUCUCAAGAACAAGAAGCAGUUUGCAAAGCUCACAACAGACUGGAACAACGCAAGAAUCAGGAGCCAAGCUAGCACUGGUGCCCAGGCAAAGCAGGAUGGGCUCAGGGAGGAAGUGGAAGAAGCUUGGCGGAAGUUGGAGAGCAUCAAGGACCAGUACUCUGCAGAUCUGUAUCACUUUGCAACUAAGGAAGAAGACUACGCCAACUACUUCAUCCGUCUUCUCGAGCUGCAAGCAGAAUACCACAAAAAUUCUCACGAGUUCCUGGACAAAAACAUAAGUGAGCUCAAAGAGAAUCACAGUCAAAAAGGGCCACCGCUAAGCCUAUCUAACCAGAAGGUCUACGGGGAGCCUUUGCUCUCUCAUCUGUCUCAAAGCAACAAAGAAAUUGCUGCGCCCAUCCAGGAGUGUAUUCACAUGCUGCUGAGAACGGGCAUGAGAGAGGAGGGUCUUUUUCGUCUGGCAGCAGCAGCCUCAGUGGUGAAGAGGCUGAAGACUUGUUUGGAUCAAGAAACGGUUGACCACAGCGAGUUCAGCAUGGACCCACAUGCUGUGGCCGGAGCUUUGAAGUGUUACCUGCGAGAACUACCCGAACCUCUGAUGACCUUUGAACUCUACAAUGACUGGUUUAAAGCAGCAGGGGAAAAAGACCAGACAGAGAAGCUGGAGCAGUUCAGAGUACUACUGAAGAAACUGCCGCCUGAAAAUUACAACAACCUUAGGUACCUGGUCCAGUUCUUGUCACUGUUGUCUGAGAAUCAGGCUGUGAACAGGAUGACGCCCAGUAACAUUGCCAUCGUCCUGGGACCCAACCUACUCUGGCCACGAGCUGAAGGGGAAGCUGCUCUGUUUGACAUGGCGUCAGCUUCUUCAGUCCAAGUGGUGACAGUCAUUGAGCCUCUUAUUCAGUACAGCUCCAGCCUCUUCCCCGAAGCUGUAUCCUUCGAGAUCCCAGACCUUCCAGAGGUUCCGGAUGUGACCUUGCCAGCUCCUGUUGCCCAGUCUCUGAUCUCAGAAAAGGCGAAACUGAGCAGAUCAGUCUCCUCUUGUUCAUCCACAGCCUCCUCCUCCUCUUAUCACCUCCCUCUCUCAAAGACAAGCAGCACAGCCUCUCAGGACAGUGGUGGCUUCUUCCUGGUGAAAUCUGGCUCUAUAAGUCGAAGUGGCACCUCCACAUGGGCCAGCCCUGUACCUGAGACAGCGGCACCCACCCAUCAAAACACAACAUCCAGCAGCUCAUCCUCCCUCGAUCCCAGCCCCGUCACGGCCUCCAACUAUUCUGCUGCCUGUAGCUCAAUAGCAAACCAGAGCCCAUCCCCACUUCCUAAAGCAACAGGAGCACCAAACCUAGGUCAGAUCAGGAGUCCCACCCAGAAGCAGUGCUUGGAUCCAGGCCAACUGGAGCCAAUUUUGGAGGCCCCUCCAGACUCUCCCAGAGCAUUCGUAAAGAUCACCUCACCGUUUAAACCAAAAAGGUGUUACAAACUGAACAAAGAUGAACAUGCUAACGAGCAGCCGACAGUCCAGUACUCUAAACCCAGACCCGCAGCACCUCCCAAGCCCCAGGCCCCUCCACCCCCCACCACAGCCCCGGCGGCUGCGGACACAGGGACCCAACCUACACCCGCGCCCCGAACUCAGACGGCCAGCCUCAGAAAGCCUCCUGCGAAAAAGCCUGGACUCAAAGCGCCAAACUGCCCACCACCACUUCCUCCCCCAACACAGACAAAAGUGGUUUCUUCUUUAGCACAGUGAGAAAAAUGACACAUGUGCUAUUAAUUAAUUGUUUAAUUUUCUUGUUACGCCCUCUGAAAAAGUAUUUUUAGUGGUUUAACUUUACACUUGGUUCGCUGCAGUGACUCUAACACGGCUAUUCAGCCUGGUGUUAAGUUAGUCUAACAUUACAAGUUGAAGUUUAACAUUAACUUUUUUUGGUCUACCAAUUCCUGUAACCAGUAUCACUUAUUUAUUCUUUAGUUACUAAUGUCCUAUAUUUCCCAUAAUGCAAAGUAAGCGCUGGGAAGUGAGUCUUUCUGGUCAGCAACUCAAUAAAUAAAUGUUUUCAUAAAUAUGCAAAAUAAUUGUAUUCAGGUGAACUAAUUAGAAAAGUAGUGGGAAAUUGUUUUAUGAACACUGACACUGAACUGAGGUUUAUUUUCCAGUUGGUAAAUACUCCACCCAAAGUCUACUCCACAGCAGCUGUGGUGAGCGUGAAUUUCUUGUCAGGUACCACAUAUUCCAGUAGUGACAGAAAAUAACAAACUUGUUCCCACCACCCUUCAGGUCUAUAACCCUAAAUGUUCAACCUGAAAAUCUAUGUAAAUAAAUGCAUAUUCAACCUUA